Gymnodraco acuticeps is the source of this 383-nucleotide messenger RNA. It is a transcript of the gene tmem205, whose product is annotated as transmembrane protein 205. The record is from RefSeq and is a predicted model, not a curated record. NCBI's taxonomy places the organism in Eukaryota, Metazoa, Chordata, Actinopteri, Perciformes, Bathydraconidae.
AGAUGCUUCUCUUCUUAGUGGCUGUGAUCACGGCGGCUCUGAACGGGCAGUGGAUCGGUCCGGCUUCCACGGAGGUGAUGUUCCAGAUGCGGGCGGUGGAGGAGGAGCACGGCCUGGGGAACCAGGUCGGGCUGGGCAGCGAGAAGGAGGAGUACGCUAAACUCAGAGAGAAGGACCCCAAGUACAAAGCCUUCAAACGCACCUUCGGGAAAUACCACGGGAUGUCCAUGCUCUGCAACCUGAUCGGGUUCCUCUGCACCACCAGCAACCUGAUCUACACCGCGCUCAACCUGUCCACCAUUUAGAGGACAGUAGAUCACCAUGGACUUUUGUAUGGUUCAAAAUAGCCAAACAUUAAAGUGUAAAGACAUCAUGUUCAUGUG